AUGGCAGACAGUGUAGAGGAAUUAUUCGGCUACAACCGAGGGAACUUUAUGUUCGACCAGAAGCUCCGACAAUGGCGCGAAUAUCAGGAGCAGAACAUGAGAGUGAAGCAGUUUAUGCUGUACCGAGAGGACAUGCGCGACCUGAACGAGCUGACCAUCAGCAAGAUGGACAGCUAUUUGAUGAUUGCAGUGCUGGAACUUGGUUGCUGUCUGGAUCUCUUAGUACAUGGAGUGCUCCACCUCCAUGAAAUGUCGAAAGAUGAGCAGCCAACUUGGAACCUCUGGCUGUACGUGAUCAGUGGGGAACUUCAGUAUCCCGAUUGCGCACCUGGUGAGAGAAGAAGCAGUGCUGGUAGCACAGAGUAUCUUCUCAUCAGCUUUUUCAAUACUCAGGUUUGGCAGAAGUUCGGCUCCCAGUUUCAGCUCAUUCAUUUACAGUGA
Messenger RNA from Cladocopium goreaui, 441 nucleotides. The record is from the annotation of a GenBank genome assembly. Lineage: Eukaryota; Dinophyceae; Suessiales; Symbiodiniaceae.